Molecule: messenger RNA, 1596 nt
Organism: Magnusiomyces paraingens
Lineage: Eukaryota; Fungi; Ascomycota; Dipodascomycetes; Dipodascales; Dipodascaceae
Exons: 1
Coding region: 1-1596 (531 amino acids)
Biological process (GO): regulation of gene expression; regulation of RNA metabolic process
Cellular component (GO): cytoplasm; nucleus
Molecular function (GO): mRNA binding
Source: RefSeq, a predicted model, not a curated record
AUGUCGAAGCGAAGGAACUCUGACUCUGAAGAACCCGACUUCAAAAGACCAGCAGUUGAGAUUAAACACGAAGAUCAUGAUGUGAUUGAAAUUGAUGCCAAUGAUAAGCCUACCAACUCCACAGGUACUGCGGAUCAAUCCACAGUAUCUGGCCAACAACCGUCGUCAGAGAGCCAAGCUACUUUGGCAAGUAAUGAGCAGCCUCAGUCACAGACUACCUCAACAUCGUCAUCAGCUACUACAAAUACAACGGCAGCGACUAGUGAUAGUGAUCAUACUUCAUCGACUUCAGAAGCUCGACCUACUAGUCGCUUGAAUGAGGAAGUGGAAGCCUCAUCUCCAAUUCAUUUGCGACUUUUGGUUAGCUCCAAGGAAGCCGUCUUUAUUAUUGGUCAACACGGAAACACCAUUUCCAAAAUUCGUGAAGAAUCUGGUGUUGAGCUUAAGGUCAGCGAACACUUUCAAGGAAUCAAGGAGCGUGUUGUCAACAUUAAAGGUUCUUGUGAACAUGUAUCCAAAGCGGCUGCGUUAAUUACUAGAUGCCUCAAUGACGAGCCCUUUGACCAGGCUUCAACCUCUGAUGCAAAGGUUUUUACCCUCAAAGUUUUGAUUCCUCAGGCUCUUAUGGGUGCUAUCAUUGGUAAAGGAGGAAGCCGAUUCCGCGAAAUUGAAAGCGUUUCUGCAGCUAAACUCAAGAGCAGAGAGCAGCUGAUGCCUUACUCAACUGACAAAAUUCUUCAAAUUCAAGGAGUGGCCGAUGCCAUCCACAUUGCCGUAUACUACGUGUCUACCACUUGUGUUGCGCACCAUGAGUACCUCCGCAAUAACAGACCUAUUUUUUACAAUCCCAAGUAUGCAUUUCAGCAGAAGCAGCGACACCGCCAAAACUACUAUGGCUCCACACCACCCAAUAUGAUGUCUCAGGGAGGGUUCACCAACCAGUACCUUCAGGCAACUCCUGGUAGUUACGGCAUGGACCAGCGUGGUGCUCCGACAGCAACCUACUACGGGUAUCCCACACAAGGUCUUCAGGCAUACAAUCCUGCUGCAGCUGCAGUUGCAGCAGCAGCAGCUGGACCAUCCCGGUACGCUGCGCCGCGACCCUAUACCAGUGGACCACCUUCAAUGGGAGCAGCAAUGAAUGCGGCUGCUGCUGCAUUUGGAAGACCUGGCGGCAAUAUCACGAACCAGAAUCUGCGGAACGCGCAGCUUGUUGCGCAGGGUGCUGAGCGAGGGAAGGAGUUGAAACAAGAUGUGCAGAUCCCUAAUGCGUAUGUGGGAUCAGUGAUUGGAAAAGGCGGUAUGACGAUUAAUCACAUGCGUCAAUUCUCGCGGGCCAAUAUUAAGGUGAAUGACCCGAUACCCAAUAGCAAUGAGCGCACAGUAACAGUUGUUGGUUUGCCCGAGGCUAAUGAGAUGGCCAUUAGCAUGAUUAACAAUGUUAUUGAGAGCGAGAAGCAGAAGAAUAGAACCCGCCAGUUUAACAAGAAUGGCAAUGACAGUAAUGGCACAAAUGGUUCGACAGGAAGUGGUCUUGGAGAUGUGAGUGAUAUUAAUGUUGAUGGGUCUUCUGAACCCGUGCAGAAUGCUUCUUAA